Molecule: messenger RNA, 3917 nt
Organism: Hordeum vulgare subsp. vulgare (domesticated barley)
Lineage: Eukaryota; Viridiplantae; Streptophyta; Magnoliopsida; Poales; Poaceae
Product: wall-associated receptor kinase 5-like
Exons: 4
Coding region: 979-3756 (925 amino acids)
Biological process (GO): cell surface receptor signaling pathway; protein phosphorylation
Cellular component (GO): plasma membrane
Molecular function (GO): calcium ion binding; polysaccharide binding; ATP binding
Source: RefSeq, a predicted model, not a curated record
CAACUCCGCUCCGUCGGAGGAGCGGCAGAACGUCCGCUCCGAAAAAAUUACAUUACGGAUCGUUCCGCUCCACCGCGGAGUCAGGAGCCGGAGUGUUUCCGAACACUCCCCUAGUAUCAGUUAGGUUCGUCUCCACCAUGUGGUGACUGAAGAUUGCUAGCCAGCAUCCACUAUCGAUGAGCAGAAUGUUCCACCUCCACAUUCUCCUGAUGCCCCACUGCGGUGAGCUUCUCGUGUGAUUCGCCAUUUUCAUGCUGCAAUUUUGCGUGCUCCUUUUUUUAUUUCUAUGUUUGGCAUGAACUUUGGUUGUUGGUAAUGCAUUUCUUGUGUAGUGCACACCUUUGGGAAUCCAGAAAAUCCACAAGCGAAAUGUGUAAAGUGGUAUAUUAGGAGCAGACAUAGACUGGCCCCUUUGGUGGGCUUGAAUUGUCUGCAAACAGAAGGUAUUGACCGAUUUGCUUAGGUCUUGUCUACUGAGGUCACAAUCAUGCUCUUCUCCUUCUGCAUCGCAUCAAAUACACCAUAGUCAAAGUCAUGGUCAUCUCCUUAACAUCGCAUCAAAUACAGCACUGCCCCAUCCAGGUCAUGGUCAUCCACAUUUGCUUAGUUCUUGUCUACGAGGUCACGAUCAUGCUCUUCUCCUUCUGCAUCACAUCAAAUACACCAUAGUCAAAGUUGUGGUCAUCUCCUUAGCAUCGCAUCAAAUACACCACUGCCCCACCCAGGUCAUGGUCAUCCACAGCCACAGGGCCAUUUACUAGGUCAUGGUAAUGCAUGGCCAUCUCCUUUCACAUGGCAUCAAAUACAGACCGCAUCCACGCCCAUUUGAUUCCUUUUCCAGUCUUCCUUGGGUCAACUGUAAGUAUUUGUAAUCAUAGAUAUAUAUGCAGUAGGAAGGCAGUCAUGAAAGCGGUACCCAGAAGAGAAGGUAGUGCUGCCUGACCUGAAUUUCUCUAGUGCAAGGUGUAGUGUAGAAUCAUGGGCAUCUUGCCGAUGGUGUUCUCUGUGUUGGUACUCGGGUCACUGGGAAAGCUAACAGCUCUGCCAUCUGGAGUUAUGACAAGCCAACAGGGCUCUGAGGGGAACAGGGCGCAACCAUCUCGAACUGGUGGCACGAUUGAUGGCUGCCCAACAAGCUGCGGCAGUGUGAGCUUUGGCUAUCCCUUCGGCAUCGGAUCCAGGUGCUCCCUUGAGCCUGACUUCGACCUCAUUUGUAACGGCACCACUCAGCCCCCCAAACUCUUCUUGCGCGACGGCAUCACCGAGGUGAUCGACUUUGGCGAUCCUUAUUGGAGUUCAAACAGGAUCUUGGCCUCCUUCUCCCAAACCAUCCCCAUUACAUAUGGUGUCAGUAUCUACAACUUGUCUUUGAAACCUCUUGGGAGGUCCUUCCAUUUUUAUUCAAUUGCUCUAAAUAUCACCGGCUGUGACCUGGUGGUGUACUCUGUUGAAGAGAAUGACAUCCAGCCAAUCUGUGCAACUGUGUGCCCGGAUCCAGAAAUCACAGAGAUGAUGGCUAUGCAUAACUGUAAUGGAUUUGGAUGUUGUCGUGUAGAUGUGGACAGCUAUGCCAGGACCCACACUUAUCAGUUCAAACUUGUCUACGGUCAGAACCCAAAAAACACCAGUGCACGCUCUAACCAGUCCUCUCAAUUGUGGGAUAAAAUCAGCAUAACUACUGAUGGCUUUGUGCUCUCAUGGGACAUGGGGAAUCAAUCCGCCUGUGUUGCUUGUGUGAGCGAGCAUGCCGGGUGUGGCUACAGCUACGAUGCACCAUUUUUCAUGCCCUCGGGAAAUGGCUAUUUGUGCUUCUGCAAUGAGGGCUAUACAGGCAACCCGUACAUUUCACAUGGCUGCUCCAACGGCGACAAAGGAUACAAUCCAACCCCAAGCAGGGCUGACUGCACUCGUCAGUGUGGUAGCAUUAAUGUGCAAUUCCCAUUCGGCUUUGAAGAGGGUUGCUUUGCCAGGGAAGAGUUUCACGUCAACUGUACAAAUACAACGUCAUCGGCUGUUUCUCUGCUGGAAGAUUUGGAGGUAAUCGACAUAAAUGUUGACGAAGGGACCAUUAAUGCCACCAUUGCUGACCAACAGUUGGCGUACCCUACGUCUGCUUCAGGGCGAAACAGUCUUUUUUCUGCAAAUUUGUUAUUUCUCUCUAUCAAAUGGGUUGCUGCUAAUUUAAGUUGCACAGAGGCCCAAAAGAAUAGGUCUGGAUAUGCUUGUGUGAGUAUCAACAGCAACUGUGUAGAAGUAAGUGAUGAAAGGGUCUAUGCUGGUUACCGCUGCAAAUGCUCAGAUGGCUUCCAAGGAAAUCCGUACAUCCAAAGUGGUUGUCGAGAUAUUAAUGAAUGCCUUCAACCAAACAAAUGUAAGGAGAUCUGCCGUAAUACCGAAGGAAGCUUCAAUUGUAUUGAUUGUCCUCGCAAGACGGAGUAUGAUCCAUUAAAAAUGCAGUGUAGUAGGAUAAAACAACAGACUCUACUUGUAGGUAUAAUUAUUGGGCUGUCCUGUGGUUUCGGCAUUCUACUUCUGAGCUUCAGUGUAGUGCUUCUCACGCGUAAAUGGAAAAGAAAUGUUCAAAGGCAACUAAGGAAGUACUAUUUCCGAAAGAACCAAGGUCGUCUCCUACAAACAUUGAUAUCAUCUGAUGGAAGUGCAAAUGACAAAACGAAGAUUUUCUUGCUAGAAGAACUAGAGAAGGCAACAAAUAACUUCGAUCCUGCACGUAUCAUCGGGCGUGGGGGUCAUGGCAUGGUUUACAAAGGCAUGUUAUCUGAUCAGCGUGUUGUUGCGAUAAAAAAGUCUAAGGUCAUUGAGGAGUGUGAGAUCAGUCAAUUUAUCAAUGAGGUUGCAGUCCUCUCUCAGAUAAGGCACAGAAAUAUUGUAAAGCUCUUCGGAUGUUGUCUCGAAACGGAGGUUCCACUGCUAGUGUAUGACUAUGUAUCCAGUGGCUCACUGUCUCAAGUUCUUCAUGCUGAUUCAAAUGAUGAUUUUUCGUUGUCUUGGAGUGAUUACUUGAGGAUUGCUCUGGAAACAGCAGGAGCUCUAUCUUAUCUCCACUCUUCAGCUUCAAUAUCAAUCUUUCAUCGUGACGUGAAGUCGUCGAAUAUACUGUUGGAUGUGAACUACACAGCUAAAGUUUCAGAUUUUGGAGCAUCUAGAUUGGUUCCGACUGAUCAAACGCACAUUGUCACGAAUGUGCAGGGUACAUUUGGGUACUUAGAUCCAGAGUAUUUCCAUACUAGACAGUUAAACGAGAAGAGCGACGUGUACAGUUUUGGUGUGGUACUAGUGGAGCUGCUUGUCAGAAUGAAGCCUGUUUUUACAAGCGAGUCCGGCACAGUCAACAGCUUGUCAAGCUAUUUUCUGCAGGAGUUCAAGGAGGGGAGAAUCACAGGCAUUGUCAAUUCUCAGGUCCUCGAGGAGGCGACAGAGGAAGAGAUCAACGGUGUCGCCUCUCUUGCAGAACUGUGCUUAAGGCUGCGUGGCGCAGAAAGACCCACCAUGAAACAAGUGGAGACCGAACUGCGGACCCUGCGAGCAAAACGCAUGAACCCAUCGCAAGCAGAUCCAAGGAAAGAAGAGCAGAUGCAACUAAGGGCAUUAGCUCGACGGACUAGAUCUGUUCGGCAAUUGUCUGCGACGGAACCAGGCAAGAGAAUCAAUGUACGGUCAGGGCGCAGCGAACGAUCUUACCGCUUGGAGGGGGACUGUGAGAGUUCAUGCCAUCUGCUAGCCGACCACCAUGCUUAGAUUAGUCUGUUGAUGAGUUUGUAAUAAUGGUUAAUUUGUGUCCCUCUUCUAUGAACUGAUGCUAGGGCUUGUAUGACAGGUUAGUUAGAUUGGCCUUGUGUAAGUCAUUUUAUGUCCAGAUCAUUUCAGGCAUCAUGAUUAUAUCAGCUUUUCAGUUGGAA